This is a messenger RNA of Prosopis cineraria, 1479 nucleotides long. RefSeq lists its product as uncharacterized. The transcript is spliced from 7 exons. NCBI's taxonomy places the organism in Eukaryota, Viridiplantae, Streptophyta, Magnoliopsida, Fabales, Fabaceae. Gene Ontology annotation, biological process: rRNA processing. The record is from RefSeq and is a predicted model, not a curated record. Gene Ontology annotation, cellular component: nucleus. The coding region runs from base 102 to 1151 and encodes 349 amino acids. Gene Ontology annotation, molecular function: nucleic acid binding; 3'-5' exonuclease activity.
AUACCACUUAACUAUUUUCUUUAACCUCAAGUCCUCCCAUUGAGAUAUCUCCCCCCCGUUCCUUGAGCAUUAUAGAUUUCACAGCAAGUAAACAGACAACCAUGGACAGCAGAAUCGAGUACGCAGAAACUCAAAGGAACAAGUGUGCAGCAUGCUUUAGGCAGUUCAACAAGAAGGAGCAUUUAGUGGAGCACAUGAGGAUCUCAUAUCAUUCGGUUCACGAACCCACUUGUGGCAUCUGCGGGAAACACUGCAGAUCAUUUGAAUCUCUAAGGGAACACCUUAUAGGCCCAUUGCCGAAACAGGAAUGCAGAGAUAUUUUUGCCAACCGGGGAUGCAAGUUUUGCUUGAAGGUCCUUGACAGCCCUAACGCUCGAAGGAUUCACCAACAAAGAUGCCAACUUUCUGCAAAUACUGGACUGAUUGGACGCUUUUCAAACUUGGGGAUUCGUGAUAAUCUGACUAUUGGAACUGGGCCUCGAGUAGUCGCACUUGCUUGCAAAAUGGUAGGAGGCGGCAGUGAUGGCUCACUUGAUCUCUGUGCAAGAGUCUGCAUAAUUGACGAGCAAGAAAACAUCAUAUUCCAUUCUUACGUGAAGCCCCCAAUUCCUGUCACAAACUACAGGUAUGAGACAACAGGUAUUCGACCAGAAUACUUGAGGGAUGCAAUGACGACGAGGCAAGUGCAGAGGAAGGUUCAAGACUUCCUCUGCAAUGGAGAACCCAUGUGGAAGAUUCGACCAAAGUGCGGGAGAGCCAGGGUUCUUGUAGGUCAUGGGUUAGAUCAUGACCUGGAGAGUUUGCAAGUGGAAUAUCGGGCAGAAAUGAUCAGGGACACCGCAAAAUACCCUCCAUUGAUGAAGACGAGCAAGCUGAGCAGCUCACUGAAGUAUUUGGCACAGACAUAUCUUGGGUAUGACAUCCAAAGCGGGAUACAGGAUCCGUACGAGGAUUGCGUGGCAACGAUGAGGCUGUACGCGAGGAUGAGAUCACAAGUACACGAAAAAGAGGAACACGCUUGGGCCUCAGAGCCUCAAAAUAAGAAUAACUUUGCUUCGUGGAGGACAAAAGAACUGGAGAGAAUGACCCCUGAACAAAUGCUAGCAAUCUCCAGGUCUGACUAUCGCUGCUGGUGCCUUGACUCUAUAUAGUUCUGCUUCCGAGUGAAGUCCGCUAAACAAGACCUCGAGCUCAUGCAAAUUAUCUCAAAGGCUCAAGCAUCACAUUGAUCUGUUUAAUUUCUCUACUAGCUAGAGAAUAAUAACAUAAAAAUAAUACUAGCAGUUAAGUAAAGAGGAGCCCUCAAUUCCCACUGGACAUUACUAAUUUAUUAAUUAGAAUUAUCUUCAGAUAUUAUGAAGCAGCUUGCGCGCUGCACCGAUAUGGGAAACACCCAAGCGAGGUUUCAUAUUUAAUUUGAAGGAGUGCAAUCUGUAAGACAAUUCAAUAAGUACAGUAUUAUUGCUAGUAAUAUGAUUU